This is a messenger RNA of Ochlerotatus camptorhynchus, 1783 nucleotides long. RefSeq lists its product as uncharacterized. NCBI's taxonomy places the organism in Eukaryota, Metazoa, Arthropoda, Insecta, Diptera, Culicidae. Gene Ontology annotation, molecular function: serine-type endopeptidase activity. The record is from RefSeq and is a predicted model, not a curated record. Gene Ontology annotation, biological process: proteolysis. The transcript has 6 exons. Bases 92 to 1651 code for a protein of 519 amino acids.
CCUCUCGGAGUAGCGGAGUAGUGUGAUCUGUCGAAGUGCUUGGGCCCAAGCAGACCUUCUACUUCGAGGGAAGGAAACACGGCCGACAAACAUGCAAAAUGAAUACAACAUGUGCAUGACCAUUCUGCUGCUGAUCGUAGGAUUUGUCCGAGCUGAGCACUUGUUAUUCUCAGAUUGCGGAGUUCGCACAUCUCGUCGACAACCUCGAAGCAGCAGCAGCAGCAAUCUGGAGAACGACAACGAAUGGAGCAGCUUUUACAAUAGAUCUUCGACAGUUUCCUCAGAACAGCAACAAUCCGAUAUGGACAACGAUUCGGAUGAUGCAAACCGCAAUCCAAAGAUUAUGCACGGAGUUCCUACGCUGGAAGGACAGUAUCCCUGGCAGGUCUCGCUAGAGCUGAUGCAUCCCUCGUAUGGAUUCAUCGGUCACUGGUGUGGAGGGGUUCUCAUCGACCACAAUUGGGUCCUUUCGGCGGCGCAUUGUAUUCACAAUGACCUAUUCAAUUUGCCACUACCACCGCUUUGGACUGUAGUACUGGGCGAGUACGAUAGGUCGCAGGAAUCUGGAUAUGAGCAGCGGAUUUCCGUUGACAAGAUUAUCCUACACGACAAGUAUCACAAUUUCAAGCAUGACCUUGUGCUCAUGAAGUUGAACAAACCGGCAAACAUUGCACCAAAUUCACGAGUUAAGAAAAUCUGUCUGCCAUUCGCCGACAUCAAAGUCAAUACCUUAGUCAACGAUCCCCGGCCAGAACUAGACCGCUCAAAGUCGAAACCAAGCGCUGGGCCAUUAUUUUUCUAUGACUAUCUAGGCCGCCCACCGGAUAAGGGUAGCGGAAGUUCUACAAUGGAAGGUGAUGGUAACAUAAACGUUGAUGGUGAAAUGGAAUCCAGCUUCCCUGAGCCACUCCCCGAGCGGGAAGACAAUUACCUUCGGCGGUUACGACUCCUAGGGGAGCUACCCCGUCGACCUCGAACGGCACGAAUCGUGGUGAGCACUCUGAUACGAGAACACCUGCUGAACAGGGGAAAUUCUACCAGGCCCAGGAGUAUACCAAAAUCAAACCGAAGGGGGCGUCGGCUAUACCAGACGACCGAUUUCAAUGAUGACAAUGGAAAUGACGACGAAUACGAUGACGAUGAGCUGCGUCGAGGGACGCGUCACGGUGGAAAACGGCGACGAAACGAUAAAUUUGCCCAUGGGGCCUUCUAUCGGAAUGACAACUACCGAAACGAGUACGGUGGAGAGCAGGACAAUAGAGCAGGGAUCAGUGCCAUGCCCGAUACGUCCCAGUAUGUGGACUGCCUGGCAACAGGUUGGGGCAAAUCGACUAUCGAUGAUGAAUUAACUGACAUCCUGCUGCAGACUAAGGCCCCCAUCCAGAGCAGUAAAAAAUGCGAAGAAGCGUACGGAGAUUUCAUCAAACUGCAUCGAGGCCAUCUUUGCGCGGGAAACGUCGAUGGGACUGGUGGCACUUGCGUGGGCGACUCUGGUGGCCCGUUGCAGUGCCGCAUCACCAAACAUGGACCGUGGAUACUGGUUGGGAUCACUUCAUUCGGAUCCGGUUGUGCCUUCAAGAACUACCCGGACGUGUACACCAAGAUCGCAUUCUAUCGUCAGUGGAUAAUGGACACGAUAUCAAACAACUAACUGGAAAUGAAGAGACGUGGCGUUUCCUGUUGAAUUAGAAGUUACUAUAGCUGUUACCACCUGCUUUGGAAAACCAAAUAUUGUGAUAUUAAUAUUUAGUCGUAAGGGCAAAUCGCACUGGGAAAAUGUCAA